CCAUCGUCUUAACUAGAGAUCUUUAUUCUUAACUAGAAGUCGAUUAGGAAGAAACCUCCCCAUUAACUUUGGAAAAGACCCAUCAAUUUCAAGGACCAAUCCACCACUAACCCGGCCUCAAAGUGAAAGUCACGCGUGAUUACAAUUUAUAAACAUCUUCAAGGAUGCAUUUGUACUUGCCACUUUAACGUUAGAAACAGUUUUACUUCUCAUUUGCACGCAGUUGAGAGCAAAGAUUGGUUGAGAGUGUCUGAGGACGUUCCUGAUCCCUGGGUUUGAUUUGUUACUGGAGAAUAACUUAAUGCAUAAUUUCAACAUAGUGAUGACAAACGUGUGUACCACCUAGUGAUGAACAGUGCAAGGAGGUGUCGUGACUGACCAUCGCUUAAGCUGAACCCGUUGGACUAAAUAUCGAAUUAUCCAACUUUAGGAGUACGCUACAUAAAUCUGAAUGAAGUGAGACACGUACGUGUUGAGCGAAAAGAAGGCAUCUGCUGAGCUGGGGAUACCCAAGUUAACCUCAAUGUAUCCCAUGUUAACAGCAUUGAGUAUGUUUUAUUACAUUUGCCUGCGGCGUAGAGCCCGAUCUGGAACAAGAGGAGAAAUAAUGAAUAGCCGCCGAGCUAUUGAGUCAAACAAUCGCAUCCUACCUCUCAGUGUUGAGCUGGUGCAGCAUGUCAAAGAGGUGGUGGACUUCAGUUCUCAGUAUGGGAGUGAGAACAGCUUGUCCUACACAAUGUGGAAUUUGUCUGGACUGCCCAAUGUCUACCCAAGUUCCGGGGAUUUCACUCAGUCGGCUGUGUUUCGGACUUAUGGAAGAUGGUGGGAAAAGUGUCCAGGUUCCCCUCAGCCAUUCAGGAGGAUACCUCGUACUUUUCAGAGCCAGGACUAUGUCGAGCUAAUAUUUGAAGAGGCGGUGUAUCCAACGGCUAUUGAUGUGUUGGAGACAUAUCACCCUGGAGCCAUUGUCAGGAUCCUGGCUUGCUCAGCAAAUCCUUAUUCACAGACCCCUCCAUCGGAAGUUAGAUGGGAAACUCUAUGGGCAGGGGACCCUGGGAAAGUGAAUAUCUUACAAGCUCGCCAAUUUACGCCAAGCAUUAAACAAAUUAACUUCACCACAAACCUUAUUCGCCUGGAAUUGAACAGUUCGCUGCUAGAAUACUAUACUGAAUUGGAUGCUGUCCUGCUGCAUGGUGUCAGGGAUAGAUUACUUCCCCUACAUAAACCAUCCAUGUUAGAUCUGGAAGAUGAUGACAAGGAAGAUCAUAGCAUAGAGUUCUUCAAUGAACAGUUCAGUGGAAAAACCUUGACAGAAUCUACCAAGAAUGGUUACUUUGAAAAAUUGCCUUAUGAGUUAAUCCAGCUGAUUCUCAGUCACCUGACAAUACCAGACCUUUGCCAGUUGGCACAGACCUGCAAGUUGCUACACCAGCAUUGCUAUGACCCUCUUCAGUAUGUCCAGCUGAGCUUACAACCUUAUUGGGCCGGCCUGAAUGAUGCGUCUCUGGAACACCUUCAUGCACGAUGUGCUCAUGUGCAGUGGUUAAAUCUGUCCUGGACAGGGAAUAGAGGAUAUAUCACCAUGCAAGGAUUCAGCAGAUUCAUGCAAGUGUGUGGAUUUGAGCUGGUGCGUCUAGAGUUGGCCUGUUGCCACUUCCUGAAUGAAACUUGCCUCGAGGUUAUUGCUCAGAUGUGCCCAAACCUCCAAGAGCUGAACCUUUCAUCCUGUGAUAAACUAAACACUCAGGCUUUCUGCCAUAUUGCUAAGAUCUCAGGUCUCCGACGUCUGGUCGUUUACCGCACCAAAAUUGAGCAAACAGCACUGCUCAGCAUUCUGAACUUCUGCUUGGAACUUCAGCACCUCAGCCUGGGCAGCUGUGUCAUGGUUGAAGACUAUGACCUUGUGGCUGGUGUAAUUGGAGCCAAAUGUAAAAAGCUGCGAUCCCUGGAUCUAUGGAGAUGUAAAAAUAUUACGGAAACUGGUCUAGCUGCUAUUGUAGCAGGUUGUCAACUCUUGGAAGAUGUGGAUCUUGGAUGGUGCCCAACUUUACAGAGCAGUUCAGGAUGCUUUGCAAAACUUGCUCGCAAACUUCCCAACUUACGCAAGAUUUUCCUGACAGCCAAUAGAUCUGUGUGUGACUCGGACAUCGAGGAGCUGGCUAGAAAUUGCCCUCGUCUAUUUCAUGUGGAUAUAUUGGGAACGCGAAUGGUAAGCGCUGGGGCCUUACAGAAGUUGCUGCAGUGUUGUAAAGAGCUCCAGCUGCUGGACGUUUCCUUCUGCUCCCAAAUCGACAGCCGAGUGGUACAAGAACUCAGCGCCAACUUCCCAAACGUGGCGAUUAAGAAGAGUUACACCCAGUGACUGGCCUCCUUGCUUCACAUUACCAAAAAUGAAUAAUCGGAUCUCUAGUCCUAAUUUGUUUACUGGGAUUUAACAAAACGCAUCUUAACUUGAAGCUUUAUUCCUUUACUCCUUGGUACAUUCCCACUUAAGUCCUCGUUGUGGGUUAUGGGCAAUUGCCAAAGGUGUAAUUGUUGCGAUAAUGCAGAGUGGAUCUGGCCAACGAAAUCAGCACUGACAAUAUGGAGAGAAUGAAUGAAAGUGAAGCUUUGAAAGGAACCAAGCACGUGUCUAUAAUAACUCAGAACCUAAGACGAUAUAUGUGACUUUAAUUGUAUCCCUCGGCUACAAAUUAGCAAGAAUCAGUAAAGUUUCAAAACAGGUUUAAGAUUUUUUUCCCCCAGAACAUACAUUUAAAUGCUAAAAUGGUGGAUAUGUCUUAGUUUAGUAGAAUGGAUGAUAAGACACUUGAUAUAUGUGAGUUUUAGACAUUAAGCAGUGCAGUGUUUUGAACGUUUGCAAUGGCAAUCUGGUACUUUGUGUGAUUGUACUGUUGACAGAGUAACGGUAUAUCUCAAAAAAAGAGUAGCCAGAGCUGACUACAACUUCAGUGCACAUCAGAGUGCAUGAAGGGGUUGCUUUGAUUUUGAUGGACAAAUCUUUACAUUGUCGAGGAAAAUACUGGUUUUCUGGUGUAUUUCUACACAGGUGAUAUUAAUAUAGUAUUUCACCUUGCACAAUAUUGAAUUCUAAGUUAUGCUAUUCCUCUUCAAAGUUUAAAGGACACAAUAGAUGCCCAUUGAAAUAUCUUUGCACACAAUUAUGAUUACAUUUGACUUCUGAAGGUUCUGAGUUUUAGUUUACGUUUGACCAGGAAUAAAUUGUUAACUCUCGUACUUUCCUCAUAAGACACAAUGUGUUGGAGCCUGUUCAUUAUGCAAUUGACGUGUAAGAAGGAACUGCAGAUGCUGGGUUAAAUGAAGAUAGACACAAAAUGCCAGAAUAAUUCAACGGGACUGGCAGCAUCUCAGGAGAGAAAGACCCUAAGGGUCUCGACUCGAAACGUCACCCAUUCCUUCUCUCCAGUCAUUAUUCAAUUAAGGUUUGCAUGGAUUUGUUUACUCAGCAAUUUGUCAAGCUUCUUCAUACGAUUGAUUCAUAGCUAUGUUGCAUAAUCACUAACCACUGCAGACAUAGCAAGUAAAUUUGAAAUCUUAUCUCAUUGUUGAGAACAAUGAUUGAGAUUGUUAUCUCUUCCCAUGUUAGACAUAUUUUACCAUUUCAAUUCUAAUUGGGUGAUAUGAGAAUGUUUCUCGUGAGGAAAAAUUAUAUUUAGGCAAUGUUAAUUGACAAUGUCAUCAAUAUGAAUUAUUUACACACCAUUAGAAUUUCCGCCUGUGUUCAUUAUUAAAUGUGGAAACAAUCACUCUAUAAACCAACUCCUUCGACCAGUUGUUGAUCCAGUAUGCUCUCUGUUCAUCGGUUUACAUUUUAAGUACUGUUAAAUGUUAUGAAAUUGAAUAUUUUGAUUAAUUUUGUGCAUGAUAUGUUGGUGUUUCAUGAGUAAGUUUAAUUUUCUUCCUCAUAAUCCUCACACAAAAUCACACUGAAUUUGAGUUGACGACUUGAUGAAAUAUGUCUCCAAUCAAGUUGAAAUGUUCUUGUAGAAAAUACAUAGUUUCUAUUAGCGUCCCCAUUUACAAUAUUAGUGGAAGUAUUUGUUCACUACUUUGGAAGAAUAACUUUUAUCAGGGAUUUACAGCGGAUUUAAAUGUAAUAAUCGGGUAUUUUACUGACUAUUUGGCUUAUUUGCACAAUAAAUGAGAAAAAUGCAAAAAUA
Messenger RNA from Leucoraja erinaceus (little skate), 4181 nucleotides. It is a transcript of the gene fbxl4, whose product is annotated as F-box and leucine-rich repeat protein 4. Gene Ontology annotation, biological process: SCF-dependent proteasomal ubiquitin-dependent protein catabolic process. The transcript is spliced from 9 exons. Gene Ontology annotation, cellular component: SCF ubiquitin ligase complex. Lineage: Eukaryota; Metazoa; Chordata; Chondrichthyes; Rajiformes; Rajidae. Gene Ontology annotation, molecular function: protein binding. The record is from RefSeq and is a predicted model, not a curated record. The coding region runs from base 524 to 2362 and encodes 612 amino acids.